Molecule: messenger RNA, 618 nt
Organism: Acanthisitta chloris (rifleman)
Lineage: Eukaryota; Metazoa; Chordata; Aves; Passeriformes; Acanthisittidae
Product: high affinity cAMP-specific 3',5'-cyclic phosphodiesterase 7A
Exons: 7
Molecular function (GO): 3',5'-cyclic-AMP phosphodiesterase activity
Source: RefSeq, a predicted model, not a curated record
AUGGGAAUUGCAUUGAUCUGGUGCUUAGCUCUGAUCCUUAUCAAAUGGAUUACUGCUAAGAGACGUGGAGCAAUUUCCUAUGACAGCUCUGAUCAGACUGCGUUGUACAUUCGUAUGCUAGGAGAUGUGCGAGUAAGAAGUCGGGCAGGAUUUGAAACAGAGAGAAGAGGUUCUCAUCCAUACAUUGAUUUCCGUAUUUUUCACUCAAACUCUGAAAUUGAAGUCUCUGUGUCUGCGAGAAAUGUGAGAAGGUUACUUAGUUUCCAGCGAUACCUGAGAUCUUCCCGAUUUUUCCGUGGUAUCACUGUUCCAAAUUCUUCAAACAUUUUAGAUGAUGAUUAUAAUGGACAAGCAAAGUGUAUGCUGGAGAAGGUUGGAAAUUGGAAUUUUGAUAUUUUUCUUUUUGAUAGACUGACAAAUGGAAACAGUCUAGUCAGCUUAACCUUUCAUCUGUUUAAUCUUCAUGGACUAAUUGAACACUUCCAAUUAGAUACGAUGAAACUUCGUAGAUUUUUGGUUAUGGUUCAAGAAGAUUAUCACAGUCAAAACCCUUACCAUAAUGCAGUUCAUGCUGCUGAUGUGACUCAGGCCAUGCACUGUUACUUAAAAGAGCCCAAG